Carassius gibelio (silver crucian carp) is the source of this 1086-nucleotide messenger RNA. RefSeq names its product potassium channel subfamily K member 16-like. The transcript has 5 exons. Gene Ontology annotation, cellular component: membrane. The record is from RefSeq and is a predicted model, not a curated record. Gene Ontology annotation, biological process: stabilization of membrane potential; potassium ion transmembrane transport. Gene Ontology annotation, molecular function: potassium ion leak channel activity. The coding region runs from base 28 to 909 and encodes 293 amino acids. NCBI's taxonomy places the organism in Eukaryota, Metazoa, Chordata, Actinopteri, Cypriniformes, Cyprinidae.
CAGGUGAGCCAGGUUACCAAAGGAACCAUGCUUCCCAUUUCUUCUGGAAAGUUAUGCCAAUUUCUCUGCGUGUCUCGGUUCCCUUCUAUCCUGUUCCUUGGAAUAAUUUAUGUAGCCUAUGUCCUUGUUGGAGGGCUGAUUUUCUGGAAACUAGAAGGAUGGUAUGUUUUGCAACAGACUGAUCUCCUUAAAGAGAAAAGAAUGAAACUACUUGAGAACUACCCAUGUGUGGGUCAGAAUGGGAUCCGAGAACUAGCACAGAUGAUAAAAGCUGCUUCCUUGAGUGGCUUGAGUCCAGACAGCAAUGACACUGCAGAUGGCUUCUGGAAAUUUACCAGCUCAUCUGUGUUUGCGGCAACUGUGGUCACAACUAUUGGCUAUGGGAAUAUAAUUCCAAUGACGGCAGCUGGUCAAAUCUUCUGUGUGUUGUUUGCACUUUUUGGCAUUCCCCUGAAUGUAGUGGUCUUAAAUAGAGUCGGAAAAUACAUGCUGGCCAUUGAAAGGAAUUUUUGUGAUUUUCUGGAGAAAAAAAUUGAUAGAGGGAAAUGUGUACGAAUAUCCAUUCACAGCAUAUCAUUUGUGAGCUCAGCAUUUCUGUACUUUGUGGUUCCUAUGCUGCUUUUUAAAGAGUAUGAGGGAUGGAGUUACGCUGAAGCCAUUUAUUACUGCUUCAUAACACUCAGCACUGUUGGAUUCGGAGAUUAUGUUGCAGACCGAAACCCAGCGAUACACUACCCUGAGUGGUACGGUUGUCUGAUAGCAGCCUGGAUAUUCUUUGGCCUGGCUUGGCUCGCUCUUCUGAUCAAUCACUCCAUUGAUUUACUGGAGAGUGUGAAUGUUUACAUGAGAGGAAGACAGAAUGCACAAACACAAGUGGAGGAGUCCAAAGAACAGCCAGAAAAGGACUGAAAGGGGAAGAAAAAUGAAACAUGAAAAAAAUAAUUUUACAGUUGUACGACAAAACAGGAGGGUGUUUGGUGUAUGAAUAAUGCUGUAUCUACUUAUCAUUAAACAAUAUAUGGUUAAUCAUUAAGCUAAAUACUCAAUGUUUAAAGUAUCCUUCAAAUUAAUCAAUAAAAUGUAAAC